Daktulosphaira vitifoliae (grape phylloxera) is the source of this 1081-nucleotide messenger RNA. RefSeq lists its product as uncharacterized. The transcript has 3 exons. Bases 205 to 852 code for a protein of 215 amino acids. The record is from RefSeq and is a predicted model, not a curated record. Lineage: Eukaryota; Metazoa; Arthropoda; Insecta; Hemiptera; Phylloxeridae.
UUGUCAUAAAAAAAGAACGGAUGCAAAUUUUAGAUCAAUAUCAUUAGUUGUAGUAUUAUUUAGUAGUAGUACGCAGGAAGUAACUUGCGGAUGUUUUAAAUAUAUUUGAAAAAUAAACUACGCAGGUUCGUUUAAUUUUUUAAAGAUUACCAUAAGAAGUGCAGAAUAAUAUAUUACAAGAAUAACAAUUAAUUGAGAUUCAGAAUGUCAAUAGCACUGUUAUAUUUUUGCUUCACGAUUUUAAUUUUUCAGUUAUUAAACAGUUGUUUAUGUCAAUUUGAUUAUGAAAGUGAAAGUUCUAUAAUAUCAACUAAUUUAUUACAAGAAGAAGUAGAUGAAGAUUAUAAUGAAAUUCAAGAUGACAAAGUAGAUAUAAUUUCAGGAUGGUCCACAAUUUGUUCGGGAACAAGCAGUCCGGUUAUGUGCGAAUUGGUUAGAAUUAAAUCGUCUGGAAAAUGGUCUGAGAAGGAUUCAAAUGAUCAGUUUUUAGACCGCCAAAAAAGAGAAGCGAUUGUACAAGAGGGUAGCGAGAUGCCACCAGAAGCUACAUAUCGAACACCUAGAGAAGUUGAAUCCCUAACAUCAUCAAUGCCAGAUCCUUCUAUGAAACCUAAGUUGCCUGACAAAGGUAAUCCUUCUCAGGAAGUUCCCCCACCCGAAGUUAAUCCCGGAAAAAGUGAUGUGACUACAUUAGAACCGGGUGCAGAAACUUUGGAUCCAUCAUUGGUAGAUGUUGAUUCUGGUGGAGAUGGUUGUAAUUACGAUUUUAUAUCAAUCAUAUUUAAAUGUGGCCUGAACUUAAUCACAAGUAUUUUCGGUCUAUCAGAUACCUGUUGUAAAGAUAUACUUUAAACAAGCUCAAUGAAAAUGAUUUGUGAUAUCAGCUAAUUUUAUUAUUCACCAUUACAUUAUGUUUUAAACAAUUAUUCAUGAAUUUGGGUGUUGAGUUCAAAAUUAACGUUUUAAAUAAAUCAAAUAUUUAUUAUUAGUUAAUCAAGACGUAAUACAUUAGAAUAUUAUUUUUUUAGUUUACGUGAAAAUUAAUUUUAUAAUGUGAUACGUACCAGUUAUUUUUUGCUUC